Molecule: messenger RNA, 3184 nt
Organism: Neopelma chrysocephalum (saffron-crested tyrant-manakin)
Lineage: Eukaryota; Metazoa; Chordata; Aves; Passeriformes; Pipridae
Gene: CDH20
Product: cadherin 20
Exons: 12
Coding region: 320-2716 (798 amino acids)
Biological process (GO): calcium-dependent cell-cell adhesion; cell morphogenesis; cell-cell junction assembly
Cellular component (GO): plasma membrane; catenin complex; adherens junction
Molecular function (GO): calcium ion binding; cadherin binding
Source: RefSeq, a predicted model, not a curated record
UUCUCUUCCUCCUCUACCGCGCAGCCCCACGCAGCCCCCCCAGCCCGGCCUCCCUACGCAGCCAGAGGCAGGAGCGAGCGGCAGCUCCCUCCGCGGCAGCGGAACAGGGGGCGCGGUGAUGUGAGGAGCGCACCCGGCGGAGGAGGGAAGUCCCGUCGCCAGGAAGGCAGCCGGGAGCUCCUCCGCGCUGCAAGGACACUGCCUUUCUGAGAACCAGUAUCUCUCCUGGACAUUUCAAAGGACUACACAGAGAACUUACUUUUUUCUCAAGGGACCUAAGAUACUGCAUUUGGACUUUUAAGUCAGUUCUAGUAUACAGAUGUGGACUUCAGGUAGAAUGAGCAAUGCAAAGAACUUGUUUGGACUUGGCAUCUCCUUGUAUUUUUGGGGACUGAUGGACCUUACAACAACUGUGCUGUCAGGAAGUGCCAGGCCCCUCACUGAAGGGCAAGAAGACAACCUGUCAGACAAGCUGCAUCAACGUAUGAAGAGGAGCUGGGUGUGGAACCAGUUCUUUGUUCUGGAGGAGUACACGGGAACUGACCCUCUCUACGUCGGGAAGCUCCACUCUGACAUGGACAGGGGAGAUGGUUCGAUCAAAUACAUUCUCUCAGGAGAGGGAGCUGGCAUUGUGUUUACAAUUGAUGAUACAACAGGGGAUAUUCAUGCCAUUCAGCGACUGGACCGGGAAGAAAGGUCACAGUACACCCUCAGAGCACAGGCUCUGGACAGGCGAACAGGACGGCCAAUGGAACCGGAGUCAGAGUUUAUCAUCAAAAUACAAGACAUCAAUGACAACGAACCCAAGUUCCUGGAUGGACCUUAUGUAGCCUCUGUUCCAGAAAUGUCACCUGUGGGCACCUCUGUUAUCCAGGUGACAGCGACAGAUGCUGAUGACCCAACCUAUGGGAACAGCGCAAGAGUAGUAUACAGUAUUCUCCAAGGACAGCCAUAUUUCUCUGUGGACUCUCGGACAGGCUUAAUUAGAACAGCUCUAAUGAACAUGGACCGAGAAGCAAAAGAAUAUUAUGAAGUGAUUAUCCAGGCCAAGGAUAUGGGUGGACAGCUGGGAGGAUUAGCUGGAACAACCACAGUCAACAUCACCCUCUCUGAUGUCAAUGAUAAUCCACCCAGAUUUCCACAGAAGCAUUAUCAGAUGAGUGUGCUGGAGUCCGCUCCUGUCAGCUCCACUGUGGGCCGUGUGGUUGCUAAAGACCUGGAUGAAGGCAUAAAUGCAGAGAUGAAAUACAGCUUUGUGGAUGGAGAUGGCCUGGAUGUCUUCGACAUCAACACUGAUCCUAAUUACCAAGUUGGCAUCAUAACUGUGAGAAAGCCUUUAAGUUUUGAAAGCAAGAAAAGCUACACCUUGAAAGUAGAGGGUGCCAACCCCCACCUGGAAACGCGGUUCCUGAACCUAGGCCCCUUCCGUGACACCACCACUGUCCACAUCAGCGUGGAGGAUGUAGAUGAACCUCCUGUGUUUGAGCCCAGCAUAUACUUUGUGGAAGUGCCUGAGGAUGUGGAUAUUGGAACCACCAUACAGAUCAUUUCUGCCAAGGACCCAGAUGUGACCAACAACUCCAUCAGAUACUCGAUUGACAGGAGCAGUGAUCCAGGGCGGUUCUUUUAUGUUGACAUCACAUCAGGAGCACUGAUGACUGCAAGACCUCUUGAUCGGGAGGACAUUUCUUGGCACAACAUCACUGUGCUGGCCAUGGAGCUGAAUAACCCCUCGCAGGUGGGCAGCGUCUCUGUGACAGUGAAAGUCCUGGAUGUGAACGAUAAUGCACCAGAGUUUGCAAGAUUUUAUGAAGCUUUUGUUUGUGAAAAUGCCAAAGCAGGGCAGCUGAUCCAGACAGUGAGCGCCAUCGACAGGGAUGACCCACAGGAGGGUCAGCACUUUUACUACAGCCUGGCUCCAGAGGCAGCCAGCAAUCCUAACUUUACUCUAAGGGACAAUCAAGACAAUACAGCAUGGAUUUUGACAAGGCGCUCUGGCUUCAGACAACAUGAGCAAAGCACCUUUUACCUGCCCAUCCUGAUCAGCGACAACGGCCGCCCUGUGCUGAGCAGCACAUGCACGCUGACCGUGCAUGUGUGCAGCUGCGAUGAUGAGGGCAUGGUGAUGUCCUGCAACGCAGAAGCCUAUGUCCUCCCUGUCAGCCUGAGCAGAGGGGCACUCAUUGCCAUCCUUGCCUGCAUCUUUGUCCUGUUAGUGUUGGUGCUCCUCAUCCUCUCCAUGCGGCGCCAGCGGAAACAGCCAUACAUCAUUGACGAGGAAGAGAACAUCCAUGAGAACAUCGUCAGGUAUGAUGACGAGGGUGGCGGGGAGGAGGACACAGAGGCCUUUGAUAUUGCUGCCAUGUGGAAUCCGCGGGAGGCUCAGCUGGUGGUGAAAAACCGGCAGGACAUGCUUCCUGAAAUAGAGAGCCUCUCCCGAUACGUGCCUCAGGCAUGUGUCAUGGACAACAACGUCCACAACUACGUGCUUGCCAAGCUGUAUGAAGCCGACAUGGACCUGUGGGCGCCUCCCUUCGACUCCCUCCAGACAUACAUGUUUGAAGGGAAUGGCUCGGUGGCAGAGUCACUCAGCUCCUUACAGUCGGUGACAACAGACUCAGACCAGAGCUACGACUAUCUGACAGACUGGGGGCCGCGCUUCAAAAAGCUGGCUGAGAUGUACGGUGCCACAGACAGCAGCGGGGCUCUGUGGUAACAGAUGAGGAAUGGCAGAGGGCUUUCCAUGUGAAAUGGUGUCCAGUUUGGUCCAUUCUCAUCAGAUGCUUCCAUGGACAUGGGUAAGGCCUCCUAAUAAAAUAGCAAUACGGUGCUUGGAUGAGAACGGGAAGAAAGGUGCGAAUGAAGGUCUCUCUGGAUCAGCUUUACUCAGUUAAAUUAAGUCACAUUUUUGGAACUAUGAGAACCAGAAGAAAGAAAUUUUUUUCCUGGAUUUUACUGCAAAAUUGGAGAGCUCCACACCUGGAAUAUAAUGACAUUACUCUCUCUCUCUCAUCCUUUCUCUUCCCCUUGUACAUGGCAGCUUACUAAGCUCUAUACAUCUGGGUUCAAAGAUCUGUAAACUCCAACUGUAAUCUUCAACUCACUGAGAAAUUGCCACCACAAAAAUGUUGUUCCCCAUUGGUUACAUUUUCCCCAUUAAAAAGGAAAAAAAAUUACUCGCUAA